Molecule: messenger RNA, 1143 nt
Organism: Aspergillus tanneri
Lineage: Eukaryota; Fungi; Ascomycota; Eurotiomycetes; Eurotiales; Aspergillaceae
Product: glycoside hydrolase family 18 protein
Exons: 5
Coding region: 1-1143 (380 amino acids)
Biological process (GO): carbohydrate metabolic process
Cellular component (GO): extracellular region
Molecular function (GO): chitinase activity
Source: RefSeq, a predicted model, not a curated record
AUGUCUUUCCUUAAGAAUCUCCUUGCCUUGACGAUGGGGCUGGCUUCUCUGGGAGAAGUCUAUGCCGGACUCGACCUUACCUCUACUUCAAAUGUCGUUGUUUAUUGGGGCCAAAACUCCUUCAGUGGAAAUGGAGAUCUCGCGCAGCAGCCACUGAGUCACUACUGUGAUGACUCCAACAUUGAUGUGAUUGUAAUGGCCUUCUUGAUGAGGGUCAACGGCCAGGGCGGUGCCCCGGAAGUGGAUCUCGCCAAUAUUGGCAACGGCUGCACCAGGUUUGAAGGGACCAAUCUCCUGAACUGCCCGGACGUCGGGUCCGACAUCACGACAUGCCAGAAGAAGGGCAAGACGAUCCUCCUCUCCAUAGGUGGUGCCACAUAUAGCGAGGGAGGAUUCCAAUCCGAGUCCGCCGCAAGGGAGGGAGCGGACCUGAUCUGGAAGACCUUUGGGCCUCCUCAGUCGGACAUGCGGCAUACGAAUACGACCGUGCAUCUCAACACCACGCGUGGCCCAACUGUUCGGCGGCAGCAAGCCGUCCAUCGGCCCUUCGGCAAUGCCGUCCUGGACGGAUACGACUUCGACUUUGAGGCCAACGUGUUCAACAUGGCCCCCUUCGCGAACCGGCUUCGCGAGCUGUCGGAUGCCGACCACUCUCGACAGUACUUCCUGACGGCGGCACCGCAAUGCCCCUACCCGGACCAGGCGGACAAGGACAUCCUCAAUGGGCCGGUGUCGGUGGACGCGGUGUUCGUGCAGUUUUACAACAACUACUGCGGCGUGGACGCGUUCGCACCCGGGAAAGACGUGCAGAACAACUUCAACUUCGCGGACUGGGACAACUGGGCCAAGAACGUGUCUCAGAACAAGAAUGCCCGGGUAUUCCUCGGGGCGCCCGCCAACACGGGGGCCGCUAGUACCGGCUACAUGCCGAUCGACCAGCUGACUCCGGUGGUUGAGUACAGUAAGAAGUUCUCAAGCUUUGGCGGCGUCAUGCUGUGGGAUGUCACUCAGGCAUAUGGCAAUCCGGGCUUUCUGCAUGGCCUCCGCCAGACUCUGGGAACGGCCAAGUCGGCCAUCACUCGUUCCUACCGCUACCGGUCGGGUAUUACUCGUCCGUAUCGCUACCGGCCGGGUCGACGGUAG